Molecule: messenger RNA, 335 nt
Organism: Marmota flaviventris (yellow-bellied marmot)
Lineage: Eukaryota; Metazoa; Chordata; Mammalia; Rodentia; Sciuridae
Source: RefSeq, a predicted model, not a curated record
GGAAAGUCAAGGAAUUGAAUUAAAUCCACCAGAAAAGAUGGCUCUUGAUCCUUACACUGAACUCCGGAAACAGCCUCCUCGUAAGUAUGUCACCCCAUCGGACUUUGAUCAACUUAAGCAGUUUCUCACCUUUGAUAAACAGGUUCUUCGAUUCUAUGCAAUCUGGGAUGAUACAGACAGUAUGUUUGGUGAAUGUCGGACCUAUAUCAUUCAUUACUAUCUAAUGGAUGGUACGGUGGAGAUUCGAGAGGUCCAUGAACGGAAUGAUGGGAGAGAUCCUUUCCCACUCCUGAUGAACCGUCAGCGUAUGCCCAAGGUUUUGACAGAGAAUGCAA